Molecule: messenger RNA, 2538 nt
Organism: Canis lupus familiaris (dog)
Lineage: Eukaryota; Metazoa; Chordata; Mammalia; Carnivora; Canidae
Gene: SULT1E1
Product: sulfotransferase 1E1
Exons: 8
Coding region: 143-1030 (295 amino acids)
Biological process (GO): sulfation
Cellular component (GO): cytoplasm
Molecular function (GO): sulfotransferase activity
Source: RefSeq, a predicted model, not a curated record
GAAUAAAAGCUCAUCAGAAACAUUCCAAAUGCAUAAGUGAUGCAUUUUGGUGGCCUAAAACCUGAGUGGAGAUCGAAAAUAACUAAAUUGGAUCACCCAGUAUUUUUUCCCAGGAUCAUCUGGACAGUGCACCAUCUUUAGGAUGGAGCCUUCCAAACCUGACUAUUGUACAUUCUUUGGCAAAAUCCAUGGAAUUCUAAUGUAUAAAGACUUCAUGAAAUAUUGGGAUGAUGUGGAGACAUUCCAGGCAAGACCAGAUGAUAUUGUCAUUGCCACCUAUCCCAAAUCUGGUACAACCUGGGUUAGUGAAAUUGUAUACAUGAUCUGCAAAGAGGGUGAUGUGGAAAAAUGCAAAGAAGAUGUCAUUUUUAAUCGAAUACCUUAUUUGGAAUGCAGAAAAGAAAAUCUCAUGAAUGGAGUAAAACAAUUAAAACAGAUGGCAUCUCCUAGAGUAGUGAAGACCCAUCUGCCAGUUGAACUUCUUCCAGCCUCAUUUUGGGAAAAGAACUGUAAGGUGAUCUAUCUUUGCCGGAAUGCCAAAGAUGUAGUUGUUUCUUAUUAUUAUUUCUUUCGAAUGAUAACGGCUCAUCCAGACCCUGGAUCUUUUCAAGAGUUUGUGGAAAAAUUCAUGGAUGGACAAGUGCCAUAUGGUUCCUGGUAUAAACAUGCAAAAUCUUGGUGGGAAAAGAGAAAGAAUCCACAUGUGCUAUUUCUUUUCUAUGAAGACAUGAAGGAGGAUAUCAGAAAAGAGGUGAUAAAAGUGAUGCAAUUUCUUGGAAGGCAGCCAACAGAGGAGCUUGUGGACAAGAUUGUACAGCAUACUUCAUUCCAGGAGAUGAAGAACAAUCCAUCUACCAAUUAUACAACAGUACCAGAUGAAAUCAUGAACCAAAAAGUUUCUCCCUUCAUGAGAAAGGGGAUUGCUGGAGACUGGAAGAAUCACUUUACUGUAGCCCUGAAUGAGAAAUUCGAUAUACAUUAUGAGCAGCAAAUGAAGGGGUCCACACUGAAGUUAAGAACUGAAAUUUAAGAAGGAUUUUCUUAAUAUACCUAAAAUUAAAUAUAUCUAAGAUUUCUUCUCAUAUUCUUCACUUUUUUUCAAAUUUUAAAUUGUUAGGUGCUUAGGUGGCUCAGUCGCUUAAGUGUCCCACUCUUGAUUUUGGCUCAGGUUCAUGAUCUCAGGGUAAUGAGAUCAAGCCUUGCAUUGAGCUCUGCACUGAGUAUGGAACCUGCUUCAGAGUUUCUUUCUUUCUCCCUCUUCUCCUGUCCAUCCCCCCACUUGUGCUCUCCCUCCCUCUUUCUCUUUCUCUACAAAAAAAAAAAAAAAAUUCGAUUGGUAGAGAACUAUAUAAAGGAUCAUGAUCAGAUUCACAUGAUUAUUAAGAUGCUCAUAUAAAAACAAGAAGUUUUUUCCCUGUUAUGAUUUUUUUUUCAAAUACUACACAAAUCUCUAAUCUAUAAAUUAUUACAAAUCUCUGAUUUAUGUGUAUGAUGUAGGAACACACAGAUAGUUUGAAUUGUCAGAAUCACACUCCAAAUUCUUUAUUUUUGUAGUUACUUUUUUCCAUUUAGUAACACAUUUAGCAUAUGCAUAUAUUUAUAUAUACAUAUAUGCACAAAUAUAUAUAUUAAUAACUGUGCCUGAACUUUGAAGACCUUGGGAGAAAAAAUUAAAGAAUAAAUACAUUUGGGGUAAUAACUAUACCUACUAUUUCCUUCUUGAUAUCCUUUCAUUUUCUGCAAACUGGCUUAAUUUGGAAUUUACCUUAGUCUAAUAUAAAUUUGGACAGAACAGAUUUCCAGAUGUAUGUCAGUAAUCCUAGUGAGUACUAUUUAUGCUUGAAUGUCUUGAGAAAUAUUUAUGCUCCAGAGGUCCUUUUCUCCUAUAUGCAAUGUAAUGAAUACAAGUUCGGUAAAGUUUUAAAGAAUGUGAUAUUUGCCUGUAAAAAACAAAGCAAAAAUAAAAGUAAGAAGAGGAAUUAUUAUUUUCUAUUUAAGCACUGCUGUUUUGGCUUGUGUCUCCUAUUUUUCUGUAUUUUAUUGAUGAUUUUUUUCUAUAUUAUGCUUAUUAUAACACUCAAUGCUUCCUUUCUCUAAGUUGGAAGACACACAAGAUUGUGAAAAAAAAUCAGUGUCUUUAGAAUAUUACAUCUUUUAUUAUUAAGCUAAAAGAUAGAGAUAAACUGAUAGGAUUUGUGCUCUUAUUCCUUGAAGAAAAAUUUAGGGAUUUCUCAGCACUCUGUUCAAUAAUUAUAAUUUUUCAGAAUCAAAGCAAUUUUUUUAAAAAAAUGUGUAACAGUUACACAUAAUGCAAAAAUUGGAGAAUCUCAAAAACUAUUAAGAUUUGGUUGGGGUGGGAUGUGAGGUAGAAUUUCAGUCUAUAAAAGAAACAAUUGUUAUUAUUUUUUAAAUAUUUAUUCUGUCAUGGUUGUUUUUCAUUUAUCAUUAUAGUUUAUAAUAACAGCUUUUUAACUGUGUAGUUUGUAAAACUAAUUGUUGGUCUUGCCUACAUAUUAAAACUAAACAAGAAUAAACUCA